Messenger RNA from Drosophila innubila, 669 nucleotides. RefSeq lists its product as uncharacterized. The record is from RefSeq and is a predicted model, not a curated record. Lineage: Eukaryota; Metazoa; Arthropoda; Insecta; Diptera; Drosophilidae. The transcript is spliced from 3 exons. The coding region runs from base 61 to 669 and encodes 202 amino acids.
UAAAGGGACCAUCGCUUAUGCUAAAUCUCAGUACUAACCUGAAAAGUAAAAGCCCGGAUAAUGUGCGAACAAAAAAUGUAUAUUUUGAAAGUGACGUUACUACUUAUAUUCGGACACUUCAUAAGUGCAACUAAAUAUCAGUUUGUUCCUGUUAAUGAUGACAUAUUUUCCGAUUGCCCAAAUAAACCAAAUAGUACCUUAAAAUUAAAUAAAUUCGUCGACUUGUCUAAGAUGAGAUUUGAUGGAAAUGCGGAUAAAAUAAUGAUAUCCGGGAAUGCUACAAUAGUUUGGAAUAUUCAAAAGACAGAUCGCAUUUCGCUCACUACGGCAACUUAUCGAUAUGAUCGUGGGCAAUGGUACUAUGGACUAUUAUCCAAUACGGACCCUGACAUUUGUGGAGCACUGUUUGAUACAAGACGAUUACUUUACAUGUAUUUAGGUAAAUUCAUCGUCAAUAAGAGUGAAAUCAAGGACAAAUGUUUUAAUGUGCCCGGAACCCAAAUAGUUAUUGAACCAUUUGAAGUAAAUAUGGUAUUCGAAUAUCCAGGUCUUCCAGUAUAUGGGCUUUUCAAGAUGGAGUUAACAUUGAAAGCUUACGACAAACAGAAUAAGCAAGUACCAAACUCUGUAUGUACCGAAAUAAUUGGUGAACUAAUCAGAAUUUCCUAA